Lymnaea stagnalis (great pond snail) is the source of this 9369-nucleotide messenger RNA. NCBI's taxonomy places the organism in Eukaryota, Metazoa, Mollusca, Gastropoda, Lymnaeidae. The record is from the annotation of a GenBank genome assembly.
CUAUCUCUCUCAAACUUUCUUUUAAGAGAACGUCACGCAAAUGAACAUGGCAUCUGUAUCGCAGUGGGAAGUUGUUGGAAAGUCUAAACCUAAAAAGGCCAACCCCGGAUCACAGAAUCUGUCGAAAACACAGAAAAAACAUCUGAUUGACAAAAUGCCGCGAAUCGAAGCUUUUGGUAAUUUGCUCAUUGUGUAUCUUCAUAUCUGUUGCAUGUUGCACAAAACUGACUUAUGGUCUCGUUGCAUACGUCAUCAAAAAAAAAAAAAUUAAAUUGCCGGUUUCAAUCAGUUUGCUUUUAGACGUUAACAUAUAUAUAUAUAUAUAUAUAUAUCGGAUUGUAGAACAUUAGAGUAAUUAUUCUUUAAUAUAUUUUUGUUUAAUUUAAUAGAAGUGAAAAUAAAAAAUGUUUCCAACUUAAUCAUUGUUGAAAGUGUGUUACAGUAUGUUUUUGUAUGCAUCUAAAUUUCUUUAACUUCAGCACCAGUUAAAGAGGACAAAACAAUUUAUUCUGCUUUCUUGGAAAAAGAGCAGCAGCAAAAUGAAAAAAAUUCAGCAAAUAAACUGCAAACUAAUGGACCUAGUUCUAACAACACCAAGAAGCCCAUUGUGCCAAAAAAGAAAAAGUCAGAGCUAGAUCACAAAAAACAUGACAAGUCGAUUCCGCUUGAUAUUGCUUUCUCCCAGGUACUAAAUUCUCAAAAUUUUUGCAAUCCAUAAUAUCCUGUUUUUUUAAACUAUACUUUCAUACAUUUAUAAAAACCUUCCUUCAUAUUUUUGUUAAUGCCAUUAGAGACUUUAAAAAAAUUUUAAUUCUGUUUCUAUGAGCUGUUUUAAUUCUGUUUUAUAGCACAAUUGAUAAAAGUAAAUCUUUUUUAAAAGCAGAAAUUUAUUCAUUGAAUAAGAAACAGUAAUUUAUAUUGUUAAUAAGGAAUGCCCACUAAAAUUCAUACAUGGAAAAAAAACUCUUUAAAGGUUGACCACCGUGAACUAGAAAAUAUCCUAAGCAUGUCUAAAGCAAGGUUUCCAGAAAAUCAAGACAUCUGGCUAAAGGAUUUGGCAUCUUGGCUUAAUGUGAAGCUAGAAAAAGUUAAAGAUGCUGAUAAUUCCUUCACCUUCAAGGGAAAAACUCCUGGUAAAUAUUCCUAGAAUUUUAACUUAAAAAUACCGGUUCCAUUAUUUUUUUAAAACAAAAAUUCUUUGUUGGUUGUGAUAACAUUUAUUUUAUUUGAUGCUUUCUCAUUCUAGGCUAUCCGUUUGAAGCACUUCCUCAAAGUUCGCAGAAGGUUUUAAACUCUGUUGUCAAAAAGUUCUCCAACCAGUCACUGGAUAACCUCUUCGACUAUUGUAUUCAGAUGAUGCUUGAUCAGUCAAAAGGUAAAAAUUCAUCAAUGUUGAUUUUCAUUUUUGUUUAAAUUAUAAAGCAAAAUAAUCUAAAGUAUGUUAAGUCGUAGUUGUUUUUUAAACAAAACAUAUAAUUGAAUUGAGGGUACUUUCAUGUUUCAGAUUUGUCUACAAUGGGAUUUCGGAUUUUUCUACAACUCCUGGCUCAUCACAAACCAGAAAUUGUUUUGGGAAAGAUGCACCAGGUAUGUAAUGCAAUUAUAAUAUCUUAUUUAGAACUUAUUUAUUUUUUUUUUUUUUUUUUUUUUUCAUUGAAAAAAUAAAAGCAUUAUUGCUGAUUUUUUACACAUUUUUUUAAGCUUAAAAUAAAAUAAAUCCUGGCUCAUCACAAACCAGAAAUUGUUUUGGGAAAGAUGCACCAGGUAUGUAAUGCAAUUAUAAUAUCUUAUUUAGAACUUAUUUAUUUUUUUUUUUUUUUUGCUGUUUCAUUGAAAAAAUAAAAGCAUUAUUGCUGACUUUUUACACAUUUUUUCAAGCUUAAAAUAAAAUAAAUAUGUUUCAUGUAUUAAAUCUAUUUAGUUCUAUAUCAAAAUACUUCAUCACAAAGUUGUUUUUAAGUGGAAGCAAGUAAUUAAAAAAAAUUAUAAUUUAAUGUUCACCUUAUGUCCAUGUUAAAAUUUAAAAUAAUAUUCUGUGAAUUCAAAAUGUAAUGUUAUAUAAAAAAUAUCAGUGGAAUAAAGGUAAAGAUUGUGUGAUAAAAGUACUCUGUUGAUGGAGUGGAUUUUAAACAAUAUGAUGCCUCUGAAUGACACACAAUAAAAAUUAGUUUGAAAUAUAUAUCAAACAAAAAUAAAAGUUUGUGAUGCACUCUUUUGGUCUGUUGCUGUUCAGAACCACCUAACUCUUUAACUUUAUUAUAAAAUAUUAGUUUUUUUAUCAUGUAACCUAUUUUUUUAAAUUGUAGUAUUUAGAACUGCUCAAGACUCAUCAGAACAGACCUUCUCAUUGUUUAUCCAUCUUGUGGGCUGUCGGACAGUGUGGGAUCAAAAACUUGAAAAGUGGACUCAAAGGUACUGAUAAAAUUUUCAGAAAUUCUUUUUAAGAAUUAAGUCAAAUCAGACAUAACCCCGGAGACAUCUUCUCAGCAAAUUUGUUGCACUGUGAAGCUAAAGGCCCAAGAAAAGCACCCUACAUUUAUCCAAUGUAACAGAGAUUAAACAAUUUCCUACAUCUGUGAGGAGGGAUCAGGUGGAAUGAUAGCAACCUUUCCUAUUCCAUGGAACUAGAGGGAUCUUAGCAGAUCUAGAACCACACAGUUCAUCACUGGAAAUUUGCCAGAGUAACAUAAUAGGGAUAAAUCACAAAUUCUUGCUAAUCAUGAAUCUUAAUAUUUAGCAUAUGUCAAUUAAAUACUGUCUAUUUGAUGUUCCAUUUUUCUCAUAGUAUCUUGUGUGAAUUUGGUUUUGAUCUAUUGACAUAAAUAUCACUAAUGAAUGAAGGCACAGUCAGGCCACAGUCUGUUUACUUGCUUAUGCCAAAUAGGAUUGAUUGAUUAUUUUAUUAUGAUUUUUGAGUCCUGAAUAUUUUUUUUUAUUAUGAAUCCUGUGUCCUGUUUAAAAAAUUCUUCAUUUUAUUACCUUCCAUUAUUUUGGUAUUUCUUUGUGGACAGUAUGGUUAGAUCUGAUGCUUCCAGCUCUGGAAAUUCGUCAAGUGGCUCAUUAUCCUGUUGAAUAUUUGGAACAGCUUCUGGGGUAGAUUUCUUUUUUUUUUUAAAUUUAAUAUGCUAAACCUUGAUCACGUUCUCAUCAAAAAUGAUUAUGGACCUAAAAACAUAAUGUAGGCAGUAAUUUUUUAAGUGUAGAAAGAACAAGUAUAAAUUUAUCAAGAAAACUAAAAUUGCUUUAUUUUAAUUUUUAAAUUUUAUCUAGGCUUCUUUGAUAAUGUGUGAUCUAUCCUGGCAAAUUGAUUUGCUAAAUAUUUACAUUCAGUGGAAUUAAAUUAAAAUAUUGUUUGAUAUCUUAUUACAUUAACACAUUUAGUAGACAUUAAACUCAUUUCUGAAUGUGUAUGAAAUAAUUGUGGUAAAUUUCUAUUACAGAUCCCAUAAGAAUGUCUCCAAUGCAUAUGGCACUGUUUCUACUCGGGAAUAUUUUCAAAUAUUAGACAUUGUGUUCAGUCCCAGUUUCAAUCUCUCUGGUGAUCUUCGCAAGAGGCUGAUUGCACUUUAUCCUCAUAUUAAGGUUUGUAUCUUUGACUAUUUAAUAUAUUACCUCAUGUCUUACUAUUUGCAUGUGUCCAAUUAGAUGGGAAAAUAAUAUUUACAGUUUGUCAUAGAAAACAAUACAUUCCAAAGAAUGUAUUUGAAGCAUUUAAUAUUGAGAAAUUAUUUAUUUCAAUCUUAAUUUUCUAAUAGGAAUUGGCUUUUGGCGAAACACCAUCACAAAGUUUGAGAUUGUUUUUUCCUUCAUACCUGGCAAGAUUCAACUCUUCAUUGAACCCAGCCCUCAAAUCUGAGGUAAAGACAAUAAAUCUUUGUUUGAUCUGAUGACUAUUUGAGCUACCGGUACUCAUCAGUAACAUUUAUAGAUUUUCAAGCUAAGAUAAUUUGUAAAUGUUAGUAAUGCAAAUAUUAUAAUUGAAAAAAUAUUAAAAAAUUUAUACACCAAUGAUCUAAAUUUAUCCCCACAGGGGCAAAUAAAUUUGUAAGUUAUUUAUUAUGGUUAAUUAGUUCGUCUUGCUUAAUUUUCAAAAGUUUCAAUAAAUAUUACACAUGCUUCAUAUUUCUUAGCUCUUGGAUAGUAUGGUGAAAUGUCUAACAACUGAUAAGCAGUCAUUCAGUGUCUGGUGCCAGCUCUACACCAAACAUCUGACUUCUUCAGGGUGAGUAGAGCUAUUGUAUUACUUUAUCAAAAUGCAUUUUCAGGUAGUGGAUGAAAAUAUGAAACUGACAUUCCAUUGUGAUUGUACAAAAAUUAAGACACUUCCCUAAAACUUUGCUAUUUUAUAUCUUCAAGAUUGCCAUAAGAUUUAACUCUGUAUCAAAAUUUUUAUGAAAAUUUUUGAGUAUUAAAAAAACAACUUUUUAAGUCUUAUUUUCUUUUAAAAGUAAAAAUAUAUGUUUUGUAAACAACUGUUAAAAAACAUAUAUUUUUUUUUUAAAAAGGCCUUUACAAUAAUUUGAUUCAAAGUACUCCAGAAUAAGAUAUUAGUACAAUCAUUUUACAAAUAUUUUACAGACAUCUUCUUGAGCACAUCAAUCAUGAAUGGUUUCAACUGGCUCCUUUGUUUGACAAGAAGUUAUUGAGAGAAACUGUGAGGUCUUUUUCUGUGACAAAUGAUGAAUUGGAAACCCAAGGAUGUAUUAACAAGGAUGGUUUGGGACUGUGUCAAGCUGCUACUAAGGUUUAUUAUUAUUUUCAUUAAUUAGAGAGUUUAAACAAAACCAGUGGUUCUGUAUCAUCGGCCAGCUUUCCUGCCCUGCUCUUGCUUGAAGUAAUAAAUUAAUAUCAUCAAAUAGCAAAAACUCAGCUAUUUCCCUUCAAUGUAUUAACAGAAUAUGAAAUUUGGCUUGCCAUCUUUCGAUUGUAAGUUUGGACUGUGUAUCAUCACGUUUUUGUUUGUUGGGCAUUAAUAAUCUUUUUUUUUUUUAUUGCUGUCACCUUUAUGUCAUCUGGGCACUGAGGAAUGUCUUUUUACAUCACAUCUAUAGGAGCUGACUGGAAAAAUGACAAAAAGUAGUUUCCCUUGGGGUCUGUUUAUCUUCUUCCUAGUUUCAGUGGUUGCUUCCAUUGUGGUUUUUGAUAUCUGGUCAAGUCCCAAUCUUCACUGUAAGUAAUUGCCUUAAUUAUCUGUUACAAGAUUCACCAAGCUUCAUGCUGGUAUAUUAAAACUUAGUUAAUUUAAUGAUUUCCUUAUGUUAUAAACCUGAUUAUCGUACUGAAUUUCAAAAUUUAAAUGAUGCGAGGCUAAGAAACCUUGCUUUAUUCAUUCCUAUGUUGUUUUUUUGCAUGGAAUGAUUUCUUUACCUGUAGCCUCAAGAACCGUGCGCUUCCUUGAACAUUAUGGGAUUCUGACCAUUCUUGAACAAGCUUGGGGACGUGUUCAUACAUUUAUAACUAUUGCUGCUGAGUAAGUCGAAUUUUAACAAAUGUAUUCAAGUAAAAUUUUAUUAUUAUUUUUUAAUUUGCCAUCCAUAUAAUUUUUAGUAUUUUACUUGCAUAUGCCUCUCUUUUGUCAAGCAUUUCAUUAAUUAAAAAUUUCAAAAUAAAUUUUAAGACUCAAGACCAAGAAAAAAUAUAUUUAAUUGUUCUUAACUCAUUUGUAAAUAGCUUUUAAAACUUAAAUUUAAAUUAUAGCAUAUAUAUUUUUAGAAAGAUUUAUACCAGAUAAUGUAUUUGUAAAUAUUUUAAACCAUCCAACAUUCUCUAGUAAUUUUAUGUCAAAGUCUUAUGUAAAGUCUUGCUGCAUUUGCUAUCACUAAUCCAUCAUAAAAUCUGUAUAUCUAUUCAUUUUGUAAAAGACUGCAGAAAAGGUUUUUAAAAAUUAAAAUACAUGUUUGUAAUGAUACAGUUGGCUUAAGAUAAACUGCCCAGUGUACUAUGCUUAUGUGCGUGACACUGUCGGUCCAUUCUUGGCCUACAUCUGGAUUGCAAUUAAAGACUUUCUUGUGGCAACUGAGGUGACAACAAGACCUCAUAGGGCUUGGGUUGCUGACAAGUCUUUCAGUUUUUACCACUGGGUAUGUACUGAACAACUUAUCCAUUUCUAUUUGGUACAUGUAGAUUUAAAUAGUAAGCUUUCAAGUUAAUGUCCCAUUGUUGAAAAUGGUAAGCUGAAAUAGAUUUUUGUACUGUGCUAUAAAGUUAUUCCAUUGGGCAGUGAUUCCUAACCUUUAUGACCCUCAGAGCCCUUUUUAGAAUCUAUUUCAAUUACGGUGCCUCUUAUACCUAUCCUAUGUCUUAAAAGUUAAUGGUAUUUAGUAGUGUUUACUGGGGUAAGGAACGGCCGGCAGCCCCGAGAAGUGCACGCUGACUGAGCCCUUAGGACUCUGUUUGGCAUAGGUUGGGAACCACUGCCAUUGGGAAUACUAAGGUAACAUCUUUUAUAUAUGGUAAAAGACCCACAUUUUUAACAUCUACCUUAUUACACAAAUUUCCCAGGUUUAUGAGUUAUCCCCAGAAACUUGGACAUGGUGUUAUGAUGUCUCCAUAUUGACAUGGGAUGCAAUAAAAGAUUAUACCUUAUGGAUCUGGAAACAUUCAGUGCAUCUGGCACAAGCAUCUUGGCAUUGGAUUACAGAACAUCUUUUAGUGUAAGUAUUGCUCGAUUUUACUGUACUGGAAUAGGAAUUUGGUAAAUUAAUUUUUUCCACAUUGAAAAGAUUUUUUAUUUCUUAUUUAGCUCAUGGCUAUUCUUUCAGAUGGUCAGUAACAUUUCUUGACCAGUCAGAUAAGAAUUCCUUUCUUUUAAAUUGUAAAUAGGGACCUUUUCACUAGGCUAAACUAGUUUUAAAAUAAAACCGAAUAAAACUCAGCUUUUUUUUUUUUUUUAAAUCAUACUUAUUGUAACUUAAACAAAUUAUACCUUCCACAGUGGUACUCUUUCAAAGGAUUCCCUUAAAGCAACAGCUAAUUGGAGCAUUUCACAGGUGCAAACAUCUUUUGAAGUUUUUUGGGCGUGGUGCAAUGCAAAUGUUUUCACUUUCGUAAAAUGAUUGAAAACUAGACAUUAAUAAACCACAUUUCCUGUAAAUGUUGAAAUUGUUGUCAUUAAAAAUUUCAUGUAAUGUAACUUAUAUCUUUUAAAUUAUGAAAAUUUUACAGUAAGGACAGGGCUAUUGCUCAGACUUGGGUAUAAGACACUGUUGCUGAAGUGCAAGAACUUCUUUAUUUUAAAAAGAAAUAGCACCAAGUCCAUUUGCACACUUACUGUGUAAUGAUACUCAUAUAUUGAUUAAAAAAAAAUGUUGUUUUUUUGGGGGGUCAUUUUAUGCCUCAUAUUCUUGGACCUCACUUAAAAUUAAAACAAUAUACUUGUAUACUAUUAAGUUGUCAAGCUGUUGAUUCUGCAAAGAUUUUUAAUUCAGCCAUAUCAACAAGACCAAAUUUUGACAAGAGCUAUUCACUUAUAUUAGUUAACAGUGCAUUAAGUUAAAAAAUAAUGCUCCUCUGUGUUUUUAUUUGUUUUCGUCAGCAUUUUUCAGAUCAGUUAUUUCUUUGCUAUAAAAGAAUCCAUAUUAUUGGUAUUUUGAUUAUGUUUUAUUAACUGUUUGUACUAUCAAAAUUAAUUAUAUCACUAAUAAUAUAAAACAUUUGAGAAACACUGCAUUGGUGCAUUUAUCAUGGAUUGAAAACCAUGUAGUAAAUGAUUAAAGUUAGGCGAGAUAUUAAAAUACUUGAUACUAUUGUUUUUUUUUUAAAUUCUAAUAGUAUCCACUGCUUUUUGUCAUGUAUUCAAUAUCUUUAUGAUUAAAUAUAAUUUUUAAUAUUUAGAAAUGCUGGUCAAGGUCAACAUAUGUACAAAUUUUUAAUUUCUAUCAGUAGAAUAAUCAUAUUUAUAAUUAAAAAAAAGGAAAAAGAAAUGGGUUUUAAGGUAAGGUAACAUGCGUAGAGACUAAAAAUACCAUAGUUUAUUUAAAAUGGGCAUUUCAGUUCCCAUUGAUAAUUUAAAAAUUAUAUGUUAAAAAAUUCAGGUAUCAACACAGACUCAUAAGUAAGACAUUUUAAUAUUUACUCUUAAGUUUGUGAAAAAUCCAUCUAAAUAUGGUAAUUUCAAUAGUCUCUUUGAAUUUAUAUUCAAAAGGCAAGCCCCUUUGCUCACAACCUAUUUCCAGCUAUUAGAAGUUACAUACCCGAUUUCAUAAAGUUUUUUAUAGUGCUUAUGAAAUGAAGGAAAGAAUUUUCCCUGCUUUCUCUGUCCUCUGUAAACAAAUUCUUUUUAACAAAAGAUAACCCAAGCUUAUUGUUAUUGUUACUAAAUUUAAUCAUACAUAUUAACUGGGGGUGGUUAGCAAUCAGUAGUGUACAACUCUUUGAGGUAAUUUGAAUAACCAAAGCAAUUUAUUCCAUUCCCAAUUUUGAUGUUCAUUGUUAUAUAAUGCUAAUAUUCCUAGUCACUCUUUUAAGGUAAACAGUUUUGUUUAAACCACACCUAGCACCACACUUUAAGCCAGGGGCGGCCGACGCAGGUUACACGGGCCACGUUGAUAGCAAGUUUGCAGGCUGCAUAGCAAGUAAAUUGUUUGCAGGCUGCAUUUCAUUACAUCUUAUAAAAUAAAUUGUAAAAAAUAACACCCACUAAAUACUGUGUAAAAUUAUUUAUUCUUAUGCACAUAAUGAAAUGGUCAACAACAAAACAGAAUAAAAGUUACAACUCAAUAGUUAAUGUGAUGUCAUUGCAUCUUUACUCUGAUCUUUUUAAAAUUGAUUUUUGUCAAUUGAAUGAUAAAUGAAUAAGUUGAUUUGUGAUAAUAAAUAAGGCUGCAAUAUUUGACGUGGCGGGCCACGGGUUGGCCACCCCUGCGUUAAACAGCGGUGAGCCUAUCAUUUCUUCUAAAAAAAAUAAAAUCACCUGUAAUGUUCAAUUUGUGAUAAAUAUGCUUAUUUAGUUUUUUAUCAAUCGGGCUGGGUUUAUUCUUUAUGUACAAAUAUUUAAUCCUUUCUGAACUAGGUAAAUGAAAUUAAAAGCUGCAAUGGCUCCUCUUUUUUGUGAUAAUAUUAAUCAGUCUUUUUAAAAAAAUGCUUUUUGGGGUAAGGGUCAUCACCUUCAUUACUAGAGCAUUAAGACUCCAAAGCUAAACUAUAAAUUAUGAAGAACUUUUUUCAAGCUUAUUAAAGAUUUGUAACUAGAUCUGUUCCUCUAUUAAACUUUACAAUUGUGUCAUUUAUACCCUCCUCAGUCAUGAUCUUAUUGUAUUAUUGUGAUGGUAGAAAUGUUUCCAUAGGACCAACAUAUUUUGACAGCAUACACACAAAUGUCAUGUUCCUCUCUAUAAUAAAACAUUGAAUUCAAAACAUGUUUGUAUUUUG